CCCAGUUCCCCGCAGCCGCAGCCGCAGCCGCCGCCCGCCCGGGUCCCGCGGAGAGCGCGCAGCGCCGAGGUGGGAGCGCCGGGAGCAGCAGCGCCUAGAUAAUGCCCAGGGGUGAGCUGUCCUGAGCCGCUGAGUUCCAGUUACCUGUCUGUUCACGCACACCCCACGUAGCCUGCCAGCACCGCCCACCAUGGAGUCCAGGGGGAAGGCGACCAGCGGCCCCAAGCCUGACACCAAGGCUCCACAGGCCGCUGCUGAGGCCAGAGCCCCGCCAGCUGCGGAUGGGAAAGCCCCCUCAGCUAAGCCUGGGAAGAAGGAGGCCCAAGCAGAGAAGCAAGAGCCCCCAGCGGCCCCCACACCACCGACUGCCAAGAAGACCCCAGCCAAGGCAGACCCUACCCUUCUCAAUAACCACAGCAACCUGAAGCCAGCCCCUGCAGUCCCCGGCAGCCCCGAUGCCACCCCCGAGCCCAAGGGCCCUGGGGAUGGGGCUGAGGAGGAUGAAGCCCCCAGCGGGGGUCCAGGGGGCCGUGGCCCUUGCCCCUUUGAGAACUUGACCCCCCUGCUGGUGGCUGGGGGUGUGGCCGUAGCAGCCGUAGCCCUAAUUCUUGGUGUGGCCUUCCUGGCCCGGAAAAAAUGAUGGCUGGUGCCCAGGUGGGGGCACAGCCACUUCCUGUACAGAUCUCAGGAGCCUAGUGCAUGCCGAGCUCACACACAGCUAUCUAUACGUCCGUACACGCAUACCAUAUAGACACGUAUACCCCCACACACGCAGAGGGACAGACACGGACAGGCCCCCCAAAUCCCCUCGCUGGCCCCCGGCACAUCCCACUCCCAGGCUCCAGGGUUUACUGAGCAGCAGAGGACAGAGCUCCCACAUGGGGCAGAGGUCUCGGCCGAGGCCACGAUAUUGGGGGGCAGCGGGAGGAGGGGAUCUCGAGUGUGGCCCUCCUGCCUACGGGCAGGUGUGUCCACCGUGGACACACUCACGUGUGUCAGCCGGUCCCCAGAGGCCCCCGUGGUCCCGUGCGCUUACUGGCAGCAGAGUCCGGACGAGUCCUCAGGGCUGGGCAGGGUCCGGGAUGGGCUCCAACGAGGGCCCAGCCCAUGUGGGGACAUUAAAGGGUACGGCUGUCUCACUCUCCCCAUUUCUGCUUUGUUUGUAGCUGGGCAGGGUUGGGGGUCCAUCUGGGAAGGGCCCGGGCAGUAGGGUGACCCGAACCAAGCCGUGGCAGUGCUUCCAUGCCACCUCUGUCCAUCGCCUGCACCCUGGCUGGGUGGACAGAGCCCAAAGGCUGGUCUGGGGGGGCUUCCACCAUUCACCUUCCAGGGGAGCCGCCGAGGCUGGGGCCACCUCACUUCCUGCCCUGAUUCUUCCUCGUCCCGCAGCAGUUGUCCUUGGGGCAUCUGAGGGCCUGGCAGGGAGGCCGGGGAUGGGGGGGAUGUCGCUCGCCUCUCCCCUGUAGACCGCCCCUCCCACCUCACCCAGCGUCCUUGGACUCUACCAAGCGUAUGAAUGCAGUAAAACAGGUAGAGCUGUUUGGUGGGGACCAUCGCCCACGUCCGCUGCCCCGUUGUGCCUGGAGGGCGACUGUGCUGUGCCGUCCCUCCUCAGCACAUCGGAUCCCAGCUUGGCCCGUGGCACGAUGGCAGUGGGCAGGCUCUGGAGGGUGGCCAUGGGCACUGUGGGCACUGACACACCCUGGCCUGUCCAGCCGACCACUGGAACCCUGGGCCUGAGUGGAGGCUGAGUCUGAAAUAAACUCUGUUGUCUAAUGGUUGGGCUAGUGUCCUCACCUACCCGGGGCGGGGAAAGUCACAAGGGCUUCCCAUGGCGGUGUGGGGGUGGUCACAUAGCCACACCACCAGGCUUUCCAAAGAGGAAUAGGGAGCUUCAGCUGCCACCCCCCCCCACCUCCUGCCACCCCCACGCUUUGAUCCUGGGCCCUGCCCCAUCCCAGACAGCCAGACCCCAGAGGGACUCUCACCACCUGGGCUGCCAGCCACAGUGCACAGGGCAGGGCUGGGACUGGAGCAGUAAGGACAUGGGAGGGGGAAGGAGGACCUCGCUCUGACGUCUGAGGCCAGGGGUUAACACUUUCUCCACCACCGUCUGCAGUGUGGGGCACAGAGGAGACUGGGAAGAUGGGCUUUCCUCCUCUUCCCGCCCCACUGCCCACAGCUCCCUGAGCCCACUCUGGCCAGAUGACCCAACUGGUCGGGCCUGCCUGCCCCCUCCCAGCUGUGGGCAAGGCUGUAGGGGCAGGGUCUGGGAGAGCAAGACCCUGCUGGGUCCAGAAGCCCUCCUGUGGGCUUUGUCACUCUGGGCCCCUCCUGCCCCCAGCCUCUUGGAGCUGACGUGUUGGGGGCCACGCCCUUCCCUUCUUUUCCUGGUACCCACCCUCCCAGGGUGGCACACCCGGUCCCUGUACCCACAUAGCAGGCCCAGGCAAGUCCGGGGAACUUCCAUCGAGUGAAACAUCCAAAACAGUCCUGUCACCCUCUCCCAGACACGCCCCUCCUCCGAGUCCUGGAGCCUCCCCCUGACCCCUGCCCACACCCCCCGGUUCCUCAGAGUCCUUGAGCCACCUGGCCAGAGUGUGCCACACGGGGUGGGGCGCUGUGGAGCAGGGCAGAAACAGGCCCCAGGUCCAGCCUCUGGCCCCCCUGCCCCGCAGGU
Messenger RNA from Ailuropoda melanoleuca (giant panda), 2680 nucleotides. RefSeq names its product cell cycle exit and neuronal differentiation 1 (gene CEND1). The coding region runs from base 191 to 640 and encodes 149 amino acids. The record is from RefSeq and is a predicted model, not a curated record. The transcript has 2 exons. Lineage: Eukaryota; Metazoa; Chordata; Mammalia; Carnivora; Ursidae. Gene Ontology annotation, biological process: cerebellar Purkinje cell differentiation; radial glia guided migration of cerebellar granule cell; cerebellum development.